AUGUUGCAGUGGAUGGGAGGUUCGAGGCGAAAAGUAUCAACAGUAAGUUUACGGAAAAUACUUUCUGUGGUCGUUUAUUUUUAUUCAGCGUUGCUAUCUAAGAUGGACACUUAAAAGAGAAGCAGGCUUGGUCCGACCGGGUCCCCCAGUGAUGGAACCCCAUUGAAGUUUAUGCUAAAUGAAAAGUCAGCAGGUCACACAAUUCCCCAGAGUCGUUAUUUAAUCUAUAAGUGGGAUUCACUGCCAAGAAAAUCCGUUAAUUAUAUUUUAAAAUCUUGCUUUUAAAAAGAGGAGGUUUUUUGAUAAAAAAAAUCAUAAACAUGCACGUUCUAACUGAAUAAAGUAGUGUACAGUGACAGAGAAUAAGUUUGCACGGUUUUAUUUUUUGUCAAGCACCAAAUUCAAUGUCGUAUUGCUUUGGCGGAUAGUCUUGUUUAGUUAAAGCCUUCAUUUGAUCACGCUUGUCUAACGUGAGUGUAAUUUCUUAGAAACCCAAAGCUGCGAGUAAAUUAGGGAUCAGUAGUUGAAGCCAUAACCAUGGUGCUUGGAAUGGGCAUACCUAACUAUUUUUCAUUCCAUGUUGGGGCAUCAAUCUCAACAUAGUUUCAUAAUCGAUGACGGAGUUAAUUUAUGUAGUGACUAAUAACAUGAUUCUCAGUAGGUGAAAUUUUCCUAAAUCUCCUUAUAGGGAAUUUUGAUGAAAUCAUAAUCGUGUAAUUAGUUAAUUUUUUGUCCAUAUUAUUUAAAUGAAUGUUGAGAAUAAUUCCAUCAUUUGUACUUCUUCUGAAUCUCUAUAUCAACUGUUCUUGUAGCCCAUAUGCUACCCAAGAUCAGAAGGACUAAACCUAGAUAACAUGUAAUCCGGAUGACAUGCUGUUCCCUUCUUAUCAUAGUUGUAAGAGAUCAGGCAUAUAUAAGAUGUUACCUUGAAGUUUUUCUCGAUCCUGCCGUUCUCAUAAUGUUGUGCUUAUGAUAUUUUUGCAACACGUGGACGAGAUGAUCCAGUCAAGGAAGUCAACACACACUCGGUAAAGAAUUCUCUCUUCAAUCUCCUUUUGAAUAAAAUAUAUGAUUUUCUUGGAUUUUUUUUGUUGGAAUUAUUAAGAUUUCCAUCUUAAGAAUCCAUAUAUUCUGCGCUAAUUAUUGGGACCUUCUAAUUAUGAUACAUCAUUAAAUUUUAGAUCCUAUGAUUCUAUUUCCUCAUAUGGCUGUAUUUCUAAAUUCAUAAGGCAAAAGCAAUAUUUUGAGCAAAGAAAACGUCAAAAGCUUACUUUUGGGUCAGAAAAUCAUGAAGAUAGAAGACACAAACGUUUAAAUCACCAUGACGAGCCCAAUUCACUGGAUAUUCUCAGCUUGAACAAUUUGGCGGCAAUUGCUGAGGAAUGCUUUCAUUCAGAUGAAAAUGGUGAGUUUCAUCGUCUGUGUAAUUCGAUUGCCUUAUGACCUCGAUUUCCAGGAGAAAAAUAUUUUAAGUUAAAAACAUAAUCUUAAUAAAUUUUAAUUGAUUUUUAAAUUCAUUCUUAACUUUGAUUAUUGGAGUCUAAUAUAUUUAUGGUUUAUUAAUAUUUUUUUGGGGAAUGGAAAUUAUUUGAUUUGAUAAGAAUAUAGAAACUUUAAAGAUAGUGGAGACAACAUUUUUAGCAGCAAUCCUCUAAAGACUCGAAAUGAUAACUUAAAGAAUUUCAUCAUUUCAAGCUCUCUAAAGAACGAAGAUAACAGCUGAGAGAUUUAUUGUGGCAGCAAAAAACGAUUUGAGUUUAUCCAUGAAAAUUAUAUACAUGCACAACAGAGUGGAAUAUCGAGAUAGAUUGGUUCCCCACUCAAAAAGUUACAAUCGGUGUAUCUUGAUCGCGAUAAUAGAAGCUUUCUGAGGAGUUAUGGCAUAAUGUUGAUCAUAAUGAUGUUUCUCUGUCCGAUUAAUUUAACUCCUGAUAUGAUGCUUUGGAAGAGGCCUCAAGUGAAAGAAAUCCAGCCAAUUAUUAAGUUGAAUUAUGGAAGUGGAUAUGUAUUUUAUAGUCUAGAGCUGCAAUUGAAUUGGACAUCGCUUACAUGUGAAACCUUUGUUGUGUAGAAAGACAUCACGAUGUGAAAAGUCCAUGAAAACAUUUUGAUUGUAUGGAAUAUAAGCAUCCAAUUCGUUCCCUAAAUCGCUUUAAGGCUUCCAUUUAUUCCAAGUUUACGGAGGCCCUUCAUUAAGGAAAAGCGACCCGCACAUUUCUGGUAUUCUAAUGACACACCUGCGUUCGAUGUGUUAAUAGAGCCAAUUAUGUUCUUAGUUAUCCUCAUCAAGCCACAACCUUGAAGUCGGACCCCCACAAUGAGGGAGGGAGUCGACUGAACAUCUCAGGCAUUGGCGGGAAUUUCGCCUGCAUCCGAUCCCCAAUUCUUGUUCACCCCGGAUGAUCGUGUUGGGUUAAUUGUGACCUCGUACGAUCGUGUCGGGUGAGCAACAGCCGCUUCGUCACAGUACUGACUUAUGGGUUCGUAUCAUAGAUACAAAAGUUAUUAUAGAUCACUUGGGAUUUUAUGCAUAAAUGGCUCACUUAAGAGUUUUAAGUAUCUAUGAGAGUUUGUUUAUCCUGAUUGAAUAAAUUUCUGAUUCCUUGAAGUCCUUGAUAGAAAGAGAUUUGGAUAUUUCACAAUCAGUCUAAUUUUUUCAGACAUAUAUAUCAAAGCAGUAACACAUGCCCUAUACUUAUUACCAAUGGCUUUUAUUUAAAUUUAAAAUAUUAUUUGUCUGUAAAUAAUCCGUUAGUAAUCCUUAUGAAAAUCAAUGCGUGUGGUUACUUUUUAAUGAAUAGUUAGCAGACAUCUGGCAGAGAACAUUAUGCCAUGCUGAAGUUUCUUUUAUCAAAUUACAGUAUUUUUUUGUUAUUGAGAAUCUUCCUAAUUUGAAACCUAAUCCCAGAAAUGAUCACGUAGUUCUCUGUAUCUUAUGUCGUGGAUUCCCUAGCUGGCGCUAAAGGUCGUGCAGGUUUUAAGUUUUCCUUCUACCGUGUAGCCAAAAUCAGCUAUAGCUGCUGCUUAAGCUUACCUCUGAAAUCCUGGCCUAUUUGCAUUAUACGAUAUGUUAUCGGGCCAAUAUAUUUUAUUACAAUGAUACAAAUGAAAAUGAUGUAUCAAACAUUCAAUGAAUGUUUGAAUAACAUGAAUUUUAUGAAUUUUUUCUUAUUGAGGAGAAAUUAGUGUCACAUAUUUGAGGCUAUUUAGAAAACUUUUGUUUUGGUGAGAUCUAACGUUGUUUAUGUGAUUAUUAUACUUUCUUCAUUGUCGAGAGGACUGUGUUUUCUGAGAGGAAAUAAUGCCUCUGAAUUUCUUCUUAAUUCCUUUUAAAUAACAAUACGGCUUACAAUAACUUCAUCUCUGAUCAGUGUAUAAAAAAUUCUGUGUCAUCUGUUAAUAAUCUUAUCUUACACUUACUUUCUUAUCUAGAUAACAGUGCUUUCCAAGAGAAAGUGGGGGCCUCUCAGAGUUUAACUGAAUUUCCAUCAAAUAACAUAAUGCCUUACAAUGACCAUUCGAGGGAAUUGAGUAAAGACUCGCAACUCUGUUUUAGUCAUGAAUUUAUAAUAACUCUCAUGUGUUAAACGAAGUUUCCAUUCUUUUUUAAAUGAAAAAUUCCAUAUGCUUAAUUGAUUUGAUGAAGAAUUCGGUUAUCCGUACUCUUUCUGCCUACCCAGAAGACGGUGUUUCCAACGAUAAAAUUAACAUGUCUGAGAAUGUACCAGAAUUUUCGUUAGACAAAGGAGUCCCACCUUCCAGAGAUUAUUUGAUGGAAAAAAGUAAAGACUGCCACUUAUCUUUUUUCAUUAAUAGCAUUUUUCUGACUUUAUGAUUAUUUAACAUCUCACCUUCAGCAGAGACCUCGUCAUGUUCUGCAGAUGAGACCCGAAAUCCAGAGUAGGUUUUUUUCACAGUCGUUCAUAUAGAAGUUUGUAAAUGUCCCGGCACUCAAUUACUAGAUUGCUUUCUCAUUGCAGAUUUUCUGCGGAAACGGUUCAGGAGUUUCCUAAAAUUCCAAUUGCCUGUAAUUAUUCCAAAAAAGGUCAUGAAAAUCUGGAGGAAUCUAAGACGUCAAAGACAUCAUUUUCGGGUCCCCAUCAGACGAGUAUAACUGCUCCUAAAACCAAGGGGCUGAAAAUCACGUCAGAGAAUCGUAAAUAUUUCACUCCUUUUUCGAGUUCUCUUAAGAUAUUGCUUGAGAAAUUUUAUGUCUGAUUUUCCGUUAUAGGUUCUCUUUAUGAAUCAUCAAGAGCUAUAUUUCUACGUUAUCUUAAUCAUCGUGUUGCAAAGCCUUCUACCAUCUGUCUCACGCUAUUUUUGUUGUCCCAUUUGAAAUCCAUUCCAAAAUUUCUCCAAUUCAUUGCACUUCCUAACUUUGAUCCCGAAGAUUACUCACUCAUUUCCCUUCCUUUACUGAUGUCAAUAUAUUCAAAAAUAUUCAUUGAUGUUAUCCCAAUUAUGCCAUAUUUUCAAGUUGUUGAUGUUCCCUCAAUCUCGACGUUGAUAUGACAAACAGUUACGUUUCCAGCGGUGAUCAUAGAUAUUUUGAGAAAAUUUUAACUUAUCCAUUUUUUCUAUUCCUAGAGAUUUCUAUUCUCGAUUUACUAAGUGACGACCAAUCUUACUGCCGGUCCGAAGGUCUGCCAUCAGAGGAACAACAUGUUGCAUUUUCUGUUGCAGGUGAAUCAGUAGGCUUUGGCAGAAUUUCUUUAGUUUUGUACGGUUUUUUGAAUACCUUGAUGUUUUGUAACGCUUAUACCGGUUCAUUCUGGACCCUCUUACUAUUUUGA
Spirodela intermedia is the source of this 4793-nucleotide messenger RNA. The record is from the annotation of a GenBank genome assembly. NCBI's taxonomy places the organism in Eukaryota, Viridiplantae, Streptophyta, Magnoliopsida, Alismatales, Araceae.